Pimephales promelas (fathead minnow) is the source of this 6287-nucleotide messenger RNA. It is a transcript of the gene rock1, whose product is annotated as Rho-associated, coiled-coil containing protein kinase 1. Gene Ontology annotation, molecular function: ATP binding; Rho-dependent protein serine/threonine kinase activity; small GTPase binding. Gene Ontology annotation, biological process: peptidyl-threonine phosphorylation; regulation of cell junction assembly; embryonic morphogenesis. Gene Ontology annotation, cellular component: cytoplasmic stress granule; cytoskeleton; cytoplasm. The record is from RefSeq and is a predicted model, not a curated record. NCBI's taxonomy places the organism in Eukaryota, Metazoa, Chordata, Actinopteri, Cypriniformes, Leuciscidae.
CUCCGGGGUGUUUCAACAGGAAGGCGGACAUGUUGGUCAGGCAGUGGGAGAAAAUCGGGCACCCAGUUUUUUUUUUGUUUUUUUUUGAAUAAUAACAUCGAUUAAAGCUUGAACUAUCCUUACGGUUACAGCACAGCGGAUUACAUACUUUUUUGGAAAAGUAGAAGCCGGGCGUGCCGACUUGGAGAUGUUUAUUGCAGAAGAACCGUAAAGGAUCGUUUUAACCAGGAUCUUGUUUUAACUGAUCGAAAUUUGUAAGGCGAAGUUUUUUUUUUCGCCACUUCUCACUUUGCAGCUGUCAGACUCGUUUGGCCUGGCAGGCAUUUAUGGACAGAGGCCUGGAGAAACUUCAUUUCAUGUGGCCGCAUGCUAACUCUGCAACAUUUAUUUUAUCCCUUCUUGUUUUUUGCGCGGAUAUGAUCUGUUCGUCUGUUUUAAAAGAGCUCGUUUCCCACAUAUCUCCUGAAGCUAAAUUAGCUUAGCGCACUAUAAUCUGUUGCUGCUUUUGUGUUUGCCAAGUUGUCAUGGACUAAUCCGACACCUUGUCUUGUUGUUGUUUUGUUUUUGAAAAUGUGGCUUUUCGUCAUCUCUCCGUGUUGUACACGUUUCAACGAGAGCGAUAAUAAGACUGUAAGACACAAAACGCUGCUUUGAUCAAACUAGUGCUUGCUUUGUGAGGGCAGAGGAAGUUGGGCGAGUUAAUUUGCUAACCUUAGCCAGUACACUCACAUCUCUUUCAUACGUCUGAAUCGGAUCAGUUAUGAAUAUGUCUGCUGGAGAAAGUUUGACAGCUCGCUUCGAGAAGAUCGAUGCUAUGCUGAAGGAUCCCAAAUCGGAGAUCAACACAGACUGUCUGCUGGACAGUUUGGAUGCUCUGGUUUACGACCUUGAUUUUCCGGCCCUGAGGAAAAACAAAAGCAUCGAUAACUUCUUAAAUAGAUAUAAGGACACGAUCAGCAAGAUUCGGGAACUGCGUAUGAGAGCAGAGGACUAUGAAGUGGUAAAGGUCAUAGGAAGAGGGGCGUUUGGAGAAGUUCAACUGGUUAGGCACAAAGCCACGAGGAAAGUGUACGCCAUGAAGCUGCUCAGCAAGUUUGAGAUGAUCAAGAGGUCGGACUCGGCUUUCUUCUGGGAAGAGAGAGAUAUUAUGGCCUUUGCCAAUAGUAAUUGGGUAGUACAGCUGUUUUAUGCAUUCCAAGACAACCGCUACCUCUACAUGGUGAUGGAGUAUAUGCCAGGCGGAGACCUGGUCAACCUCAUGAGCAACUAUGAUGUGCCUGAGAAGUGGGCACGCUUCUACACCGCCGAGGUCGUGCUGGCACUGGACGGCAUCCACUCCAUGGGCUUCAUUCACAGGGACGUGAAGCCUGACAACAUGUUGCUAGACAAGGCUGGCCACUUGAAGCUGGCAGACUUUGGGACAUGCAUGAAAAUGAACAAGGAUGGGAUGGUACGAUGUGACACAGCUGUGGGAACUCCAGACUAUAUUUCUCCAGAGGUACUGAAGUCGCAGGGAGGAGACGGCUACUAUGGCCGAGAGUGUGACUGGUGGUCUGUGGGGGUCUUCCUCUACGAGAUGCUCGUUGGUGACACGCCAUUCUACGCUGACUCUCUGGUGGGCACCUACAGCAAGAUCAUGAAUCACAAGAAUGCCCUGACCUUCCCCGAGGACAGCGACAUCUCAAAGGAUGCAAAAAACCUCAUCUGUGCUUUCCUCACUGAUAGGGAAGUGCGGUUAGGACGCAAUGGAGUCGAUGAAAUCAAGCGACACGGUUUUUUCAAGAACGACCAGUGGGCAUGGGAGAACAUCAGAGAGACGGCUGCUCCAGUGGUGCCGGAGUUAAGCAGUGACGUAGACACAAGCAACUUUGACGACAUUGAGGAAGAUCGAGGGGAGGAGGAGACAUUCCCCAUUCCUAAAGCGUUUGUAGGCAACCAGCUUCCGUUUGUGGGGUUCACCUACUACAGCAAUAACCAGUUUCCUCGGGAAUCACCUGUAAAGAGUGACAAACGCAGCUCGACAAAGGAAGAUAAGAGUCACUUGGAGAAUCUUCAGAAGAGAAUUUAUCAGCUAGAAGAAAAACUUAACAGUGAGAUGCAGCUGAGAGACGAGAUGGAGCAGAAGUGCAGGACAUCCAAUACAAAGCUAGACAAGAUAAUGAAAGAGUUAGAUGAGGAGAGUAACCUAAGGAAGAGUGUGGAGGCUAGCAUGUCUUUACUGGAGAAAGACAAGAUCAUGAUCCAGCACCGAGCAACAGAACAUCAACGGAAGGCUGACCAGGAGGCUGAAAAACGAAGAAAUCUGGAGAACGAGGUGUCUACUUUGAAGGAGCAACUGGAAGAAUUGAGGAAACACAGUCAAAACAAUGACAAGAUUGCCCAGCUACAGAACCAACUGGGGGAAGCCAACGACCUCCUGCGGGCUGAGUCGGACACGGUGGUGCGCUUGAGGAAGAGCCACACGGAGAUGAGCAAGUCCAUGAGCCAGCUGGAGGGAGUGAACCGUGAGCUGCAGGAGAAGAGUCGCGCUGCAGAGAGUGUCAAACAGCAGCUGGAGAAAGAGCUUCUGCAACUGCAGACCACGCUGGACACCGAGAGACGGUCCUGCAGCCAGGGCUCGGAGGAGAUCAGGGAGCUGCAAGCUCGUAUCACUGGUCUACAGGAGGACAACAAGAACGUGAAGCAGAGUUUGUCCAAAGUGGAGCUGGAGAGGAAACAAGUCCAAGACAGAUGUAACGUUCUUGAGAAGGAGAAGAACAGUCUGGAAAUUGACCUGAACUACAAGCUGAAGACUCUCCAGCAGCGGCUAGACCAGGAAUCGACCGAGCACCGCAUCACGAAGGCUCAACUCACAGACGAAUAUGAGUCUAUCGAGGAAGCCAAGUCAGCUGCUAUGCACGCGGUGGAGCAAAAGGUGUCGGAGGAGACCACACUGCGGAUGCGAGCGGAGAGCAGGGUGGUGGAGGUGGAGAAGCAGUGCUCCAUGCUGGAGUUCGACCUCAAGCAGUCCGUGCAGAAGAUGGAGCAGCUGAUGAAGCAGAAGGAGAGGCUGGAGGACGAGGUCAAGGAGCUGCGGGUGCAGUUGGAGCACGAGUCCGCCAAGCGUUCGCUGUGCCAAAACGAGCUGAAAAGCUGGACGAUGGAGGCUGAACGCCUGAAAGGAUCAGAGAAGCAGCUCAAACAGGAGAUCAACGCGGCCCUCGAGAACAAGCGCUCCGUCGAGUUCCAGUUGGCACAACUCACCAAGCAGUACAGAGGAAAUGAGGGUCAGAUGAGGGAACUUCAGGACCAGCUGGAGGCUGAGCAGUAUUUCUCAACACUCUAUAAAACUCAGGUGAAGGAGCUAAAGGAGGAGAUCGAGGAGAAGAAUCGACAAACUCAAGACGCUCUCAAAAAAGUCCAGGACAUGUACUCAGAGAAGGAGUCGCUCUCUGCUCAGUUGGACCUCACCAUGACGAAAGCAGAGUCGGAGCAGCUGGCCCGUGCGCUUCAGGAAGAACAGUAUUUUGAACUCUCUCAGGAGAACAAGAAGGCCGUGUCACGUUACAAACUGGAGAUCUCAGAGAAAGACUCCAGCAUCACACAGCUUGAGGAAUCCAUCAAAACCCUUACCAAAGAUGUGGACAUCCUCAGUAAGGAGAAGACCGAGUUGGACAGAAGGCUCCGAGCUCAAGAAGAAGAGUUCGCAGCAGAGAAGGAGGAGGUGGAAAACUCGGUAAAGGUGAACUACGAGAAGAUCCUUAAUAUAGAAAGAACUCUGAAGAUCCAGGCGGUGAAUAAGCUGGCUGAGAUUAUGAACCGGAAGGACAUGAAGUUGGACCAGAAGAAGAGAGGCAGCACCACUGACCUGCGCAAGAAAGAGAAGGAGAAUCGCAAACUGCAGCUGGAGCUGAACCAGGAGAAGGAGAAGUUCAACCACAUGGCCAUCAAGUACCAGAAGGAGCUCAACGAGAUGCAAGCGCAAUUGGCCGAGGAGUGCACGUAUCGCAAUGAGCUGCAGAUGCAACUAGACAGCAAAGAGAGUGACAUCGAGCAACUCCACGAGAAGCUGAACGACUUGCAGCUCCGCGUGGAGAACUCCAGCGUCACCAGCCUGCAGACGGACGAGCUGGACAGCAACACUGCUGAAUCAAGGCUCGAAGGCUGGCUCGCAAUACCUAAUAGGGUUAAUAUAAAAAGAUAUGGCUGGAAAAAGCAGUAUGUUGUGGUGAGCAGUAAAAAGAUUCUCUUUUACAAUGACGAGCAAGACAAAGAGCAGUCCAACCCCUCUAUGGUACUAGAUAUUGACAAACUUUUCCAUGUGCGUCCUGUCACGCAAGGCGACGUUUAUCGAGCUGAGACGGAUGAAAUUCCACGAAUAUUCCAGAUACUUUAUGCUAAUGAGGGUGAGUGCCGGAAGGAAGCGGAAAUGGAGAGUGUUCCUCAGGGUGAUAAGGCCAACUGCUUGCCCCACAAAGGCCAUGAGUUCAUCCCCACCCUCUACCAUUUCCCUUCUAACUGUGAGGCUUGCUCCAAACCCCUGUGGCACGUCUUCAAGCCCCCGCCAGCCCUGGAGUGCCGCCGCUGCCACGUCAAGUGCCACAAGGACCAUCUGGACAAGAAGGAGGACGUUAUCGCCCCUUGCAAAGUUAAUUAUGAUGUGACAUCAGCUCGAGACAUGCUGCUUCUGGCCUUGUCCCAAGAUGAGCAGAAGAAAUGGAUUGGUCAUCUCGGCAAGAAGAUUCCCAAGACCCCUCCUUCUACCUUCGCAAGGGCGUCUCCACGCACAAUGUCCACUCGCUCCGUAGUAAACCAGUCCUUCCGCAAGAACCCCAAAAACGUGCCAGGAAAGCCAAGCUAACCAUCUGAACCUCUGGAUUUAAUUGGGAUUUUUGUACUUUCCUCUCUAAGAAAAAGAAAAAAAAAAGUAUACAAAAAAUCUGUAACAAACAUGUAAUUAACCUUUUUAAAGUUGCAUUUCACAAGUGAAAAAGCAGACUGUAAUUGGUGCUGAAAUUCAGGAUUUACCUACCGCAAGGCAUCAUGGACACGCUUUGGCAUCAUCUUUUUCUGCCCUCUUCUCCCCAUAACACGGGUUUUUCUCAGAUUCCAUUCAUUCAACACCAUAUAUCCUACUGUCCAGAGGAAAGCAUCUUUUCACAGCUUGGCAAGGAAACUAUAGGCUGUUCUCAUGGCCAUGUCUUUCUGUUUGGACUCUGAAACCUCUGGGAUUGGGACUAUAGCUUGGCACCAUGGCAAACGGGGAAAUUUGGGGAAUUAACCGUAAAAGGGUCUCUGGGACAGUCUUUUUGAUUGCAAACCAUUUCCACUUCGGUCCACUCUGAUGCCGCCUUCUGAUGGACUCUGGUUGCCUUAUUCUACACCUCAAAAUGAAUUGGGUUUGGUUGCAAAGUAUUGGGUACUGAGAGUUUCUGAGGGGAGAUUUUGAGGUUGUUGUUUUUUUUUUUUUUUUUAUGGAGCAUGGAAGAUCAUUACAGUCUAUGCAUAAUAUUAUCAUAAUUGUCAUUUUCAUUAUUAUUGUUUUUGGAGGCUCCAAGCCAUAGGAUACCACCAGAAUGGCAUCGGGAGACAUAAAUGUCACAGAAACCAUUGAAAAGAAAUUGUGUCUGUGUGUGUGUUCAUUGGGUACAUUGUUUCUGUAAUAUUCUUUUGUUUAUCUUUUUUUUUUUUAUAUAAUGUGUUGCCUUACAUUUGAUUCAUAGAUAAAUGUUUCAAAAAGGAAAACAUUAAGUUAACAAAUGUAACUGCACUGUUUGAAUUGUAAUUUAUUUGUAGAACUAAACAUCUGUAGCGUUUGGCUCACCUAGUGCCUUUUGGAUAACAAUUUUACUGCCAUAUCUGUUUGCGCUCCUCUCCAAACAAAUCUUUACUAUUAUCAUACUUUGAAAACAAACGUAUCUAUUACAGUGUGAUUUUUACCAGAACCUAAAGAGUUUGAAACAGAGCGGACCAUCUAUUGCAUGUCUUCAAUGUUGUCAACCAAAGUUCACAAGUUCUGCAUGUUGAACAGUGAUGAAGGCAUCAUGCCCUCCUUUUUUUCUUUUGUAAUAUCAAUAGAAAAGACCGUUAACAUCCCAAGCGCCCGUCAAAACGGUUUCCGUCAGUGUACAUACUCGUGAAUCAAGAUGAUGAAUACCUCCUCAAUAAUCCAACAUGGUUUUUACAAAUGUGUUCAGUAAAAUAAGCACUGGAACAAUGAUCUGUUUUGAUGUGGAUGUAUUUGCAUGUUAAAUUGCAUUGGAGGCCGCACUGAUGGAUAUGUGUCAAUAAACAUAUCUUUAUCUAUC